Zophobas morio is the source of this 1642-nucleotide messenger RNA. RefSeq lists its product as uncharacterized. NCBI's taxonomy places the organism in Eukaryota, Metazoa, Arthropoda, Insecta, Coleoptera, Tenebrionidae. The record is from RefSeq and is a predicted model, not a curated record. The coding region runs from base 824 to 1423 and encodes 199 amino acids. The transcript is spliced from 4 exons.
CAAACAUGCGGCAUUUAUCCCCAUAUGGGGCAUAUAUCCUCACAACAUGGGGCAAAUAUCCCAUAAAAAGGGCAUAUAUCCCAAUUGUAAAUAAUUUAAAAAAAUUCAUUUUACUCAAUAAAAUGAUAACAUAUUGCAACGAUGAUUUUUAUUUUAGUUUGAAAUGUCUUUGUGAAUUAAUUGAUAAUUUUCAUAAACAGUUACUGCUAUCACAGAAAUUUAAAAAUCAUUUGAAGGUUAGGUAGGGCAUAUAUCCCACAUUUACCCUAGAUGAAAUUGCUCAUUUAUCUCCCCCACUCCGGCUAGAGCCGUCCAAUCAACUUCAACCACGACGGUUUCCCCCACCAAGUCUCAACUAUAUUCUUUGCUGCCAGAAGAGUUUCACCUCUGGUGUGGUCGACAUGAAGAUGCCACUUACGAAAAUAUGCAAAAGUAGAGCCCAAAAACUCAAUUGACACGGUCCCAUUCCGGAAAACGAUCAUAUUAAUAAAAAAUUCUUAGCAGACAUUAAGUUAUGCUUGAUUUCUAAUAGGUGGGCAUAAUGAUGGGUAUUACGUCAAUUUCCUUUUUAUUUGUCAAAAUUAAACUUCAGUACAUUUGUAGGUGUAAGUACACCUGCCAUACACUUUCAGUUUCAUUGCCACACAAUUACAGAAAUAUCACAAACUUAGGACAUCUUGUUGCGAAACGUUGUUUUCACUUCUUAUCUGUGGUGAGGUAACGUGUAUAAAAAAAAUACAAUUCUGUGGAAUCACGAAUCAUGCCGCAGUCGAAAUCUUAGCUCCUAACAGUCAGAAGCCGUUUGGCGUCUCAGUUGUACAAGAUGUCAAUCGCUUUUGUAAAGUUCUGGGCAAGCGUGUUGACUCUAGUUAUGUCAACCUUUGAAAAAAUAGUUGCACAAGAAAAUUUAUUGGAUCUUGCUCGCGAUUUCCGUUUCUUUAAAGGAAACAAGAUUGAUAUUGAAGAAAAUAAUAUCACAGUUAUAACAUGUAACUGUCCGACGUUAAACUUUCAUUUCAUCCUCAAAAAUGGUUAUGUUAAACGCUACAUCUCCAGCAGCACAACUCAUGAAUGUUAUACAUACGAAAUUGGGUCCACUUCCGAAAAAAUGCAAGUAGUCCACAAUGGGGAAGUAGUCGCAACAGCAGAGGAUAGUUUGGAGAUAAUGAUCCUUAAAUGUUCUUCAAAACAUGCUUCAUGGAAAAUUUUACGGACCUGCUGGGAAGGUUUCGAAUCGCAUCCUUGUCGUAUCGAUUGCCGUCAUCAACAUGGCGGUAAUGGUGGUAAUGCAGGUACAGCACAUACAAACAACCUUUAUGUUAACCUUAUCGAUUUAAAUACUCUACAUCGUACUUGUAAUAUUGGCCAUUUCGAUAACACUGGUGAUGUUCUACUUGUACUGCAAACACGGAAAGCAAUGUAGAAGAAGUAGAUUGCAAUAUAAUAUACUUAACGUUUUUAGAAGAAACGAUGGACAAGAAAUAAUCUUUGCUAAUCCGACCGAAGAAUUCGAGUUAAAAUGAUGACCUGUACUGAUUUCGAAAAAUAAAUUGUUGGUAGAUUUUAUAUUAUUUCUUAAAUAGAAUUUACUACCCCGUAUACAUACCUACCUGUAAAUGAUUGUAACGAAGCAAAUUUUCGC